GGCUCUGGGGGGGUCCCUACAUGGCAAGUAGGGCACCGUGGCUAUUUAAAUAUGUCUCAGAGAUGAGAAGACCCAGUGGAUAACUGAUCCACGCCCUGGCAGCGCAGCGUGGGUUCCUCCCAGCCCUUGGAUGGUGGGGGGAGGGGCUGGGCGCUUGGGUUCCAUCCCGGCUCUGGCGUCAAGCGGUCCCAGUUGCGGGGUCAGGGCUGGAUUCGGGAUGCCUGGGAUCCCGGCCCAGCUCGGAGGCGCGUGCAGUCUGGCGCGACAGCGGCCUGCAGGGUGGCACACCCGGGCGCCUGGGUUCCAGCCCUCAGCCUGCAGGGUGGGCUGCUCAGCUGCGGCUCAUUGCGCCCUCGGACUCCUGGGUUUCCUUUGCAGCUCUGGCUCCACCUUUGCCUGCCAGGCUUCAGGCCCCAUCUUCCCCCAGCUCAACUCCAGGGAGUCCUCCUCCAUAGUUUCCAUGGCAACCGCUCUUCCCCCUGCACCACCCUGUUCCCCAGACUGGAAUGGGCAGCAUGUGAUGGGGUGGCCAGCGCUAAGGUUUGGGACCUAGGUGUCAGGGCUCCCAGCUCUGCCUGCAGUAAACAGCAGGCCCCAGGCUCCUCUCAGCCCUGGGAAUGCGAACCUCGGGGUCCAGGCUCCCAGCAGCCCACCCUACAUUGCUGUAACCUCUUGACCCUACUGUCCUCCCAAAGCAGGGAGAGAACCCAGGCGUCCGGGCUCCCAGCCUCCUGCCCUAACCCCAGAGCCUCCCGGCCCCUCCCAAGGCAAGGAGAGGACCCAAGCUCCCAGCCCGGGUCACUUCUAUAUUGGUGGGAGAGAGGAAGAGCAGUGCGGUUGCACAAGCCUGGUGUGAGAUACUGAGCCAGGACCCCUCCCGAGCCAUGCAGCCUUCUAGCUACAGCCGCCAUAGGGACCCCACCCUGGAGCUGUGCCAGGGCCGGUGGGUGCCCCGACCUUGCCACAGGCCAGGCUCCUUGGACAGCUUUGAGGAUGAGGAUGAGCAGGAUUAUGUGAAUGUCCAGCCCAGCCAUGCUCUACCCCAGCUGCAGCCGCAACCUCCACAGGGAGCCGAGGCCAAGCCAGUGACCACACCAGCACCAGCACCAGGAGCUGCACGUGGGGGCUGCGGGAGGCGCCCAGCCAUGCUCUGGGCCCUGUUAGGCCUUGCCCUGCUGCUCUCAGCGGUCGCCUUCAUCCUGAGCCUCCUCAAGUGGCUCCCGUGCUGCCCUGCCGGCUGGGAUGGUUUCCAGGGCCAGUGCUACAGGGUCUUCACAGCGUCACAGAACUGGUCACAGGCCAGGGCCACCUGCCGGGACCAUGAUGCCCUCCUGGCCACUGUUCAGGGCCCUGCCGAGCAGCGGUUUCUGACCCAGAGAAUUGGGUCUGACUGGCACUGGAUUGGGCUGCAGCAGCUGAACAACAGCAGCACCACCUGGCUAUGGGAGGAGGGGGCCACAGUCUCCUACACGUCGUGGUGCCAGAGGUCACUCAGUGCCAGCAUCAGCCCUCAGCUCAGCUGUGGCUACCUCAACCCUCAGUGUGGUGGGGACUGGGGCAACACCAUGUGCCAGGCUUUGCUUGCCUUUGUCUGUGAGAGACCUGGGCCCUUGUGCCAGUAGCUCACAUGGGCAAGCUGGGCCUGACUGAGGGGUCCUGGGACACUCAGGACUCCUUCCCAUGCUAGUCGCUCCCGCAGGGCACAUUGAAGGGUACCCAGUGCCUGGCAGGAUAUGCUCCUCUCCCAAGUCAAGCUGUUGGGACAGACCUCAGCCCUUUGGCAUCAAGGGUGCGAGAGCACAGCUGGGGAUGAAACCCAGGAGUCCUGAUGGCUCUCACCCUGGAGUCCCAUGUCCCACCCAGGUAGAACCCAGGUAUCUGGGAUGCUGGCUGUCUUGGGGAGGGUGACUCUGGGCUGUGCCAGCUAGGU
Alligator mississippiensis (American alligator) is the source of this 1930-nucleotide messenger RNA. Its product is annotated as snaclec B9. The transcript has 7 exons. Bases 885 to 1622 code for a protein of 245 amino acids. The record is from RefSeq and is a predicted model, not a curated record. NCBI's taxonomy places the organism in Eukaryota, Metazoa, Chordata, Crocodylia, Alligatoridae.